Endocarpon pusillum Z07020 is the source of this 630-nucleotide messenger RNA. RefSeq lists its product as uncharacterized. Gene Ontology annotation, cellular component: peroxisomal membrane. The transcript has 5 exons. The record is from RefSeq and is a predicted model, not a curated record. The coding region runs from base 1 to 630 and encodes 209 amino acids. Lineage: Eukaryota; Fungi; Ascomycota; Eurotiomycetes; Verrucariales; Verrucariaceae.
AUGGAAUCAAUCAAGGAUAUCAUCAACAGCAUAGUACUUAAUCCUGACCUAGCCCCUCUUCUUACCAUCAUCAAAUCUGCCCGCAAUGGUGCUGUCUAUGGCGCCAAAGUCCGCUUUCCACAUGCUCUGGUCAUGGUCUUCCUAUUCCGAUCUGGGACCUUCCGAGAAAAGAUUUACCUGAUUCUAAAAGCCACACGCCAACACGCCCGCAAUCUCGCCUCCUUUGCCGUCAUAUAUAAAUCCUCAAUGCUAUUAUUACGAGCGCUCAACCCUCUACGACCAGGAAAAGAAGGGCCAUAUGACACCUUCCUAGCCGGAUUACUAGGUGGAUAUACAGUCUUUGGCAGAGGGAAACAAGGCAGUGUUAAUCAGCAGAUCGUCAUCUACAUCUUCGCGCGCGUCAUGCUCGCCCUCGCCAAACUCUCAAUUCAACCCCGCCGCACCCGCUCCUCUUCCUCACCCACCUUCUCAUUAACACACCCCUUCCUCUCCCGUAGCGCACGAGAAAAGAUCCAAACAGGCGCCUGGCCCGUCUUCGCCAGUCUGAGCUGGGCACUAGUCAUGUAUAUCUUCCGAUGGUAUCCUGAUACCAUCCAACCGAGCUUGAGGAGCAGUAUGAAGUACAUGUAA